CUUCCCACCCGGGGCGUUUCUCCCACGAACAAGUGUGCUUGUUUGUAACCACGGCAACGUUGGUCGAGCAAAGGCAAAACAAGGUAAUUCCCCCCAAAAUUCCCAAGCAUGACUGCAACAAUGUCCAAGUCUCCUGGGGCUGGCAUGUAUCCCCCAGUAGCAAAACUCAAUUUGGCUGCAGACCCCAGGAAGAUGCGCAGGAUCAUUGCAGAAGAUCCAGAGUGGUCCCUCACUGUAGUGCCCCUUUUAUCCAACCUCUGCCUGCAACACAUAGUGAGAAACUUUCAGGAGAAGCCCAUCCUCGAAGAACUUCUUCCCAGGCACAAAGACUAUGUCCUGGAGAGGCUCUCUCCGUCCCUGCCCCUGCAGGUGACUGCCAACCUGAUCAGCGACGACGGCUACUGGAAGCGCUGCUGCAAACAGCGCUGGGGCCUGUGUGACGUCUCCUCAUAUGGCCACAGCUGGAAGCGCAUGUUCUUUGAGAGGCACCUGGAGAACAUCAUCGAGCUCUACAUUCCUGAUGCCACUGACCCCAAGACGGUGCUGGGCAUGGUGCCUCUGUGCCGGAACUACGUGAAGAGGCUGGACAUCUCACAGCUGAUGCCGCCAAUCAAGGAACCCCAGAAGUCAGAGGACGAUGACAACUCGGACUCGGCCAGCGACAUGGGCAUGGAUGGGCCAUCCAUGGAUCACUUUGACUUUGGCAUCCUGCUGGACAAGCUGAGCCAUCUGGAGGAGUUUCACGUGGUCUACCGGGUCAAUGGAUGCGGCAUGAACUUUGAGUGGAACCUCUUUGAGUUCACCUUCCGCGACUGCGAGUCUCUGGCCAGGGCCUUGAAGUCCUGUAAGACCUUGAGGGUGCUGAGGAUCCACCAAAGCAAAGUGGAUGACGAGAAAUGUCGUCAGCUUGUGAACAACCUCCUGGACCACCCGUCCCUCAGGGAGCUCAACCUCUCCCACAACCUCAUCGGGGACCGGGGCGCCCGGGCCAUUGGCAAGCUGCUCAACAGGAGUAAGCUGGAGAGACUCACUGUCUACGACAACAACAUUCGGGGGCCGGGGGCCCAGGCUAUAGCCUAUGCCCUGGCCAAGAACUCCAGCCUGCUGUCCCUCAACCUGCGUCUGAACCGGCUGGGGGACGAAGGUGGCCAGGCCAUCGCCCAGGCCCUGCUGAAGAACCGCACCCUGAAAUGGCUGCACCUGGGAGGCAACGAAAUGACAGAGCCCACAGCCACGGUCCUAUCCCAAGUCCUGGUCCAGAAUAAUACGCUGAGGAGCCUCAACCUGUCCUGUAACAGGCUGGGUAUGGAUGGUGGUAAAGUGUUGGAAGAGGGCAUGUGUCACAACAGCAGCAUGGUGGAGUGUGAUAUCCGCCUGACAGAGGUGGGCCAGGAGAGCGACUAUUGCAUCAGCCAGGUGGUACGCAACAAUCGGAACCAAGCACACAGGAAACACAACACAGAUGAGAACCUUGCCUAAACCUCAGAGCAUUAUUAAAUACAAGGAAGAAGAAUCAUCACUGAAUUAUCACAGUGAAUUAUUGUAAUGUUUGUUUAUGUGUCAAUUAAUCCCAUUGGGGGAUGGGUUGCCAGCUGGCGAUUUGACAUGAAAAUACAUUUUCAUUCAUUCAUAUAAACAUACAGCCCAUUUGUGUUCACCAAAGUGUCACUGUCAUAUAUUCUAGACAGGAUGCCUACUAUUUGUUUCAUAUCUGCAAAGUUGUUAAAUGUAGAGAUGUCUAUAACGUGUUACCACUGAAAUCAUUAUUUAGCUAAAUAGGCUACACCACUGUACCUUUGGCCCAUGGAAAAUAACCCCAGUUUAUUAGGAUGUAAUAAAUGGGCUUGGUCUGAAGGUCAGGGAUGAAUACUGACAUAGAUGUUAUUCUGGGAUGACUUCAGGUUGUUGAGAUCCACCACUGAGCUAUGGGGCACCUUCACUGUAUGUAGGCUACUCAUUGUUUGUAUUCACUGUUUAGUAAAUGUACAAAGUGGAGUUAUAUAUUUAAGGAAUAAGGCCCAAGGGGGUGUGGUAUAUGGCCAAUAAGGGCUGUUCUUGGGUACGACGCAACGCGCAGUGCCUGGAUACAGCCCUUAGCUGUGGUAUAUUGGUCAUAUACCACAAACCCCCAAGAUGCCGUAUUGCUAUUAUAAAUGGGUUACCAACAUAAUUAGAGCUGUAAAAAUAAAUGUUUUGUCAUACUCGUGGUAUACCACGGCUGUCAGCCAAUUAGCAUUCAGGGCUUGAACCACCUAGUUUAUAAUAGGAUAUAAAUUAGGUUGGAAAGUUGGAUAUACUGGUAAAUAUAGGCUUUAUAUUCUUCUACCACAUGGGUUUCAGUGUGCACAUGUUAUAUGUCGUAUGUAAAAAGACACAUUAUGUUUCAACAAUUUCACAAGCUGUUUUAUUGAGUUAGCCUUUUUUCACUUUUGAUACACAGAUUUGGUUUGCGGUCAUUGUAACUGUAUUAUGCAACAUCAAGGCAACAUUGUGAUAGUGUCAAUAUACAGUUGAAGUCAGAAGUUUACAUGCACUUAGGUUGGAGUCAUUAAAACUUGUUUUUCUUCCA
Messenger RNA from Oncorhynchus gorbuscha (pink salmon), 2569 nucleotides. RefSeq names its product t-complex-associated-testis-expressed 1 (gene drc5). The coding region runs from base 109 to 1479 and encodes 456 amino acids. The transcript has 6 exons. Gene Ontology annotation, molecular function: protein binding. The record is from RefSeq and is a predicted model, not a curated record. NCBI's taxonomy places the organism in Eukaryota, Metazoa, Chordata, Actinopteri, Salmoniformes, Salmonidae.